CUCCCCUGCAGCGCAGGAUGAAACCGCUGGCAUCCUGCCUGGGCCUGUGGCUCCUCUUCCAGCUCCCUGACCUGGUCUCUGGGACGCGUGUGGUCUACAAAGUGCAGGAGGAACAACCCCCCAACACCCUCAUAGGGAGGGCGCUGGCCUCUGACUAUGGCUUCCCGGACGUGGGACACCUUUACAAGCUGGAAGUGGGGGCCCCGUACCUACGUGUGGAUGGCAAGACCGGGGACAUCUACACCACGGAGACCUCCAUCGAUCGGGAGAGCUUGCGUGAGUGCCAGCACCUCCUGCCCGGAGAGCCCUGCUUCCUGGAGUUCGAAGUGUCUAUCACUGACCUGAUCUUGAACAGCAGCCCACGCCUGCUCGAGGGGCAGAUAGAGGUGCUUGAUAUCAAUGACAACACCCCCAACUUUGCCUCUCCUGUUCUCACCCUCUCCAUCCCGGAAAACACCGGGCCCACCCCGCCGCGGGCGAGCAGCGCCCUGCUUCGCAUCACCAUCCUGGACAUGAACGACAACGCGCCCAAGUUCGAGAAGGCCCUGUACGAGGCGGAGCUCUCCGAAAACAGCCCCGUGGGGCACUCCGUCCUCCAGGUGAAAGCCAACGACUCCGACCAGGGUGCCAACGCCGAAAUUGACUACUCUUUCCACCAAGCCUCCGACAUGGUGCGCCGGCUGCUGCGCCUGGACCGCACCACGGGGCUCAUCACCGUGCAGGGGCCCAUCGACCGCGAGGACGUCAACAUCCUCAAGUUCUCUGUCAUGGCCAAGGACAAGGGGGCCAACCCCAAGAGUGCUCGCACCCAGGUGGUGGUCACCAUCAAGGACAUGAACGACAACGCGCCCUCCAUAGAGAUCCGGGGCAUUGGGCUCGUCACCCACCAGGAUGGCAUGGCAAACAUCUCGGAGGACGUGCCAGUAGAGACAGCAGUGGCCCUGGUACAGGUGUCCGACCGAGAUGAGGGCGAAAACGCCGUGGUGACCUGCGUGGUGGCUGGUGAUGUCCCGUUCCAGCUGAGGCAGGCUAGUGAAACAGGGAGCGACAGCAAGAAGAAAUACUUCCUACAGACUACCACGCCGCUCGACUAUGAGUCGGUGAAGGAGUACACUAUUGAGAUUGUGGCGGUGGACUCGGGCAACCCACCCCUCUCCAGCACCAACUCUUUGAAGGUGCAGGUGGUGGACGUGAAUGACAACGCGCCUGUCUUCAGCCAGAGCUUCACUGAGGUGGCCUUCCCCGAGAACAAUGAGCCCGACGACCUGGUGAUGGAGGUAAGCGCCAGCGAUGCUGACAGUGGCUCCAACGCCAAGUUGGUUUACUCCCUGGUGACGGACCCCUCCUCCAAGGGUUCCUUCACCAUUGACCCCGACUCCGGGGAGAUCCGGGUGAAGGCGGUGCUGGACCGAGAGCAGCGGGAGCGCUACGAGUUCUUGGUAGUGGCGGCAGACAAGGGCAGCCCCAGCCUCAAGGGCACAGCGUCUGUGGCCAUCAACGUCAUGGACAGGAAUGACAACGACCCCAAGUUCAUGCUGAGCGGCUACAACUUCUCGGUGAUGGAGAACAUGCCGCCCCUCAGCCCUGUGGGCAUGGUGACGGUGAUCGAUGCUGACAAAGGAGAAAAUGCCCGCAUCCAGCUGUCGGUGGAGCAAGACAACGGGGAUUUUGUCAUCCAGAAUGGCACUGGCACCAUCCUCUCCAGCAUCUCUUUUGACCGGGAGCAGCAGAGCACAUACACUUUCCGACUCAAGGCGGUGGAUGGAGGGGAUCCUCCCAGGUCUGCCUAUGUGGGGGUGACCAUCAAUGUCUUGGAUGAGAAUGAUAAUGCUCCCUUCAUCACAUCACCCUCCAAUGCCACCUACAAACACAUCCUGCCCCACACCAGCCCUGGCCAGCAGGUGAGCAAGGUCAAGGCGGAGGACAUUGACUCCGGAGUCAACGCGGAGCUGACCUACAGCAUCACAGGAGGCAACCCCUUUGAGCUCUUCCAGAUCUCCCCGCACAGUGGAGACAUCACCCUGGAGAAGGAGAUCCUGCGCAAGCACCAUGGCCUGCACCGCUUGGUAGUGCGCGUCAACGACAAGGGCAAGCCCUCACGGCACGGCACGGCGCUGGUGCACUUCUACGUCAAUGAGACGCUGGCCAACCGCACGCUGCUGGACACACUGGUGGGGCACAGUCUGGACACACCGCUCGACAUAGACAUCGCCGGAGACCCCGAAUACGAGCGCAGCAAGCAGCGAAGCAACAUCCUCUUCGGAGUCAUCGCUGGCAUCGUGGCCGUCACCCUGGUCAUUGUGCUGGUUGUCCUGGUGCGCUACUGCCGGCAGCGAGAGGCCAAGAGCGGCUACCAGGCAGGCAAGAAGGAGACCAAGGACCUGUACACACCCAAGCAGGCCAGCAAGAGUGGUAAGAGCAAGAGCAAGGUGAAGAAGAGCAAGUCUCCGAAGCCGCCCAAGCCCACAGAGGAUGAGGAGGAGACGGGGCUGCAGAAAUCGCUCAAGUUCAACCUCAUGAAUGACUCUGUCAGCGACAGCCCCCGAAUUCACCUGCCCCUCAACUAC
Molecule: messenger RNA, 2567 nt
Organism: Phaethon lepturus (White-tailed tropicbird)
Lineage: Eukaryota; Metazoa; Chordata; Aves; Phaethontiformes; Phaethontidae
Gene: PCDH1
Product: protocadherin 1
Exons: 4
Biological process (GO): homophilic cell-cell adhesion
Cellular component (GO): plasma membrane
Molecular function (GO): calcium ion binding
Source: RefSeq, a predicted model, not a curated record